CGAGCGGCACCGUCAGUCUCGCGAAGAUAUUCCGGGAGUCAACAGGUGUGACAGGAGCCAGGGAGAGCCUCCGGUGAGAGACGUCGUGUGCCCCUUCCUCGUUUUCUUCUUCCUCUUUCCUCACGUCGCUGACGUUCUUCCUUCCGAAGGAACUCGCGACUCGCGCGACGUUUCCCAAAUUCGCGAGGACGACAACCGGUGACAGCCGCCGAUCAUGCGGUUCUGAGGGAAGAAUCUUCGUUCCUUCUCCCCCCCCCCUCCCCCCCGCGGAUCUCGUGCAGGACCUUCUUGUAUUCUUUUCUUAUUUAUCCUAUUCUGGUGGAAAUCGCCGUAGGAGGAAAUCCAGGAGACAUGACGCCAGGAGACAUGACGAUAGGGAAGUGUCAGAUUAUUUCUCUUCUGUUUUUUAUGACCUUGACACUCGGCACAUGCAACGUCGAGCUGCCUAAACCGGGUUACACCAGGACAAUGUUGAAAGUCUCUCGAAGUCUUCCGGGUGAGACGGAAGAGUUAAAAGUGCGGACAAGCGAAGGCAACUUGGCUACUUUAAUUGUUAAACGACGAGACAAAUCGUCAUUCACACAUGAUGAUUCUCAAUCAACACCGAAACCUAUUCGAGAAGAAUCGAACUUUACUGUGGAAAAUAAAAGAAACUCUUCUACGAAUGCGCAAAAUGAAUCGAGGCUUAAUGACGAAAGGAACGAAUCCAAAAAGAAGAACGAGGUUCGAAAACUCGAGGAAGCUCAAGUAGAACAAAUCAGAGCGACAUUCUCCAAAGUCUCCGAAUCAAAAAGUGAUAAAGCGGAUGUCAAUCGUACCAACGAGAAGCCUACAACUGAGAGAAGUCAACCUAUCAGCAUAAUCGAUUAUGGGAAUUGGACACCAUUGAACGCGGACGGAAGGGCCUUGAGGCAGGAGGAACCGGAGGAAGAAGAGGAGUAUCAAAAUUGGAAACCAUUACGAACAAACUUGGAGACUACUGUCCAAGAGAGAACAAAUUACGACAGGUCGAACGAGGCUGGAUUUAGCAGCGGUAUCCUGUUUGCCAAGAAUUUUCAGGAUCGAGCUGAAAGAAACUUUGAGCUCGAUGAUCAGAGUGACGAGGGCGUAUUUCAUUACAUGUACGUACCACAAACAGUGUCCACGAGGACGAAUAUUGGUGCCAACUUGUCGAAGAAUCGAGACGGCAAGGCCGUGCCUCCAGAAGUGAUCGUCCGAUCGGAGAUCAAUGUGAAGACUGCACCGAAGAGAUCGCCCAUGUCACUGGACAGUGACGGCACGCCGGUGAUCCAUGGUACAAGAGUGCCUGAUGAGCCCAUCGACAAAGUGCAAACCUGGCGGAACGCUCGGGUUAUCAACAACAAGUUGAUAACCCCUGAAGAUAGUCUGACAGUCACCGUGGAGCCUCCUGCUGAUCCUUACUUUAAUGAUAAUGCCUCAGAAAAGAGGCAAAAAUUCGAGAAGUUCUUCAAGGAUGUCAAUCGAAGAUACGGUCGCAACUACGGUGAAGAAGGUCGAAACGUAUAUUUCGAGUGGGAUCCGAGGAACUACAAGAACGAAGCCUUGAAGGCCGAAGUGUACGAGCCGCAGAACGAUCAUUACCGCGCGAGCAUUCAUAAGAGGAUGCUGCACCCGGACGGCAUCGCGAGCUAUCCGAUCUCUCAGCGUUACACCUCCGAAAGUCAGACCAUCGCGCCUGUGGCGUUGAAGGCCGGGGCUCGCGCGCCGGUUCUCCAAUACGCCCAUCCCGAACUGGGCGUACAACCGGCCAAGAUCUUGAAGAACGAGAAACGACGACCGGACAAUUUCCCAGAGAAUCAACACUCGUUCACCGAGCAGCGUCACAAGAAGAAGUACGUGCUGAACAGCAAGAACAUCGUGGACAGCUACACCACGAAGAAUUAUUAUCCGAAUCAGCACUUCUACGGCCUGAAGAGACCGUACGAGCCGCCAUUCUGGGUGAAAAUCUCCGAGAACCUGAAGAAUCAGUUCUCCACCGGGGUCGAGAGGGUCUCGCAGUUCACCAGGCCGGUGAUCGAUCCCCUGGUGGAGGCGACUCACAAAAUUUCGCAGAAUCUCGGUCUGUCCAAGGGCAAGGAGGCUCAGGACAAGAUCGGCACGGUGGCGUCGGGCACCAGUAUUCUGAUACCGGCCUUAGGUCUCGUCGCAUCUGGCGCCGCCCUCGGCAUAGGCGCCGUGGCGGUCGGCCGAUAUCUCGACGUCGACGUUCUGAAACGAUCGAACGCGGACGACGCCGAUCUGGAGCACAAGCGCGCCUUGGAAAGCGGAGCGUAUUUUUCGACGGCCGAGAACAAAAGUUUAAGACCGAACGACGAAGCGACGCCGCAGACUUUGUACGUUCCGCAAAGCAUCCCGCGGGCUGGCAAAGCGGGAGAAGACAGCAGCGCGGACUCGGCGGAGAGUGACGGGGUCUUUCUAGUUUUGGAGGAGGACAAGCGAAACGCCGAGAGGAUUGAGAAUCGGGAAAGUAAACAAGUGAUAGACGAAGCGGAUUACGUGGAAACCAGCGGGCGUAGAAAGAGAAGCCUCGAUUAUUUGGAUAUCUUUAAGGCGGACGUCGACAUGAAAAAUCUGGUACGCAGCAAACGCUUCCAAAGGAAAGGAGCCGAUUCUAUCAGCGAGAUCGUGGAAAUCGAUCUGCCCGCUGGCUCGGAUCACAUCGACAUCACCGAAUUUCUGAUUCCAAAGAGGAAUAAGAAGAAGAAACAUUCGGAUGAAAAUGCUAUUCUAAUUAUCGAGGAAAACACAAAGAUGCCGGUGGAAAAUGCCGUGAAGAACAUUGCGGAUCUCAUCACGGAUAGUUCAUCACGAGACGAAAUAAAUAAAGACAACAAGAAGCAACAAGAAAGAAGGGAGAAAGCCAAUAGUGCUUUCGUCGUGCUGAACAGAUCGCAAGUUCUCGGGAGUAAUCUCGAGGAGGGAGCAACAAACGGAAGACGAAAGCGAAACAUCGAAAGUGAUCAGGAGCUCUUUGACGCGUUACAGAAUCUGGAAAAUGCCGAAGUGGCGGAAGUUGCUCAUAUACAGGGUGAUUGGACGAACACUCCUUGUGCGAAGAGGAUAUUUUGCGACACGAUGAUCCAAAGAGGUUCCGACGCUUCGGUACUUAUGGAGAAAAAAAUGGCAGCGUUAUUAAAAUUAAUCCAGCCUGGAGCAGCCGUUCAGGUGUCCAGUCACUUCGAGGAGGUCAUGGACGCCGUCAGGAGACACGAUUGUUCCAGCUUCCUGUGUCCGCAGGCAAGACCCGGCAAUGUGUUCUUUUAGACGCGCUUGUAACUUCCACACUGCAUCAUUGACUUUUCUCCUAAUAAUAAAUGGGCACCUUUAAAUCUAGUAAAAUUUUGCUGUAAAGAAUCCGCUUUUUUCGUUGCGUUUGCAUGAUUAAAAUGCAAUUUUUCAAAUUACAUUUUCUUCUUAGACGCAACGUAGAAAAUACUCUGACCUCGAUUCUUUGUUAAAAAAUAAUUAUUUUAGUUAUAAAUAAUAAAUGUUUUUUGCAUGCAUCGCAAUUACAAAAUGUUUUAUCUAAUUAUUAAUAAUUAUUUAAUAAUUAUUUUGUAUAUUUGUUAUUAUAAUAAUGCGCAAACUCUAACUGCCAUUUCCCAACUAACGGAACAACAAAGAAACGAGCGAGGAGCGUUUUUACGCAAUUGAUUUAAAAAUUAUAUAUUUCACACAUAUUGAUGCUUAGAAAUAUUAAUAGUAAAUAAAAGAUUAAUACGUCCUUCCUAAACUUGCCGGAUGUAUUAAAUUCGCGUGGUAUGUAAAGUAUUUUUCGACUAGUGGAAAUUUGUGGCUCGUGCGAGAUCAUGAUUACCUGCGAUUAAAAUUUCAAAAAAAUUCUAAUCUUGAAGGAGAUUUUUCAUUAAAUCGCGUAUGCAACAGUUUCACGAUUAAACAUCGAUUAAUAUCAUUUCCGUCGAAUCGGUUGCGAGCCAAAACUGUAUAUACUUGCCACUGAGGCGAUUUUAUUUAAUAUCAUUUUGUAAUUUAGAUAAUUAAGCAUAGGAUUUAGGAGAAAAGAGGUAAUAGGUAGGAGAAAAGAUGUAAGUUCGGCGGUAAGAAAGUUGCAUCUUUUGCAAUUUCCGAAUGUUCACAAUACUGUAUUUCCUAAUCGCUUUUUAGUGAACAUUUCCGCCUGUCGCCUUCAUCUCAUCUUAUUUCUGAUUCUCGCGUUCUGUCGAACAAAACAAAUUACAUCGUGCAUGAUGUAUACGAAGUAUAAUUUAUUUCAAUGUACGAGAGAUUAGAAAUGGAAUGUUACACACAAACGUCACUGAUUCAAAAA
Messenger RNA from Pogonomyrmex barbatus (red harvester ant), 4309 nucleotides. RefSeq lists its product as uncharacterized. The record is from RefSeq and is a predicted model, not a curated record. Lineage: Eukaryota; Metazoa; Arthropoda; Insecta; Hymenoptera; Formicidae.